Messenger RNA from Rotaria socialis, 1296 nucleotides. The record is from the annotation of a GenBank genome assembly. Lineage: Eukaryota; Metazoa; Rotifera; Eurotatoria; Philodinida; Philodinidae.
AUGAGUUCUACCAUCAACGACAGCAUUCUCGCAGUACCUACGUCUAUUGGAAGAUCUGAAUCAACAAUCGAUGAUCCAACAUUUUCUGCAAUAUAUAACUACAUUCGUGACUUACCAGAUUUUUCACCUACGGCAACAUCAUCGUGCAAUGUUGCCGACGAUGUCGAACAGAAUACUAUGGAUAACUACUCUAAUCAAUCAUCUUAUCUUGAGCAACAUUCGAGAGAUGUACAACCGGUGAUUAAUUUUCAAGCUAUAAUUGAAAACCAAACUUCGACGGAAGAACAAAUUGCAGAUCAAACGACUUCGCCAUUACAACACGAUAGCCUACUAUCUGAAAAACUUCAAAUAAAAACUCAGCCUCGUGCACUAUUUCGUCCACGAACUGAAAAAGAAAGCAAAGAUUCAUCGCAUUUCCUACGUUGUGAACAUGGUGUUAAACCUGAAUAUCCAACUAUUUAUAUCCCUCAAAAACUGACUACACGAAAUGAUAUUAUUCAAGUAACUCUUGUAGAUAUCUAUGGACAACCGCAUCCAUAUACUAUUGAUACUAAAGAACCUACAGCAUCGUCAUUAGUUUUCAAAUGGAACAAUGAACCUCAUUCAUUGUAUUUUCAUUUAACGGAAAAAGAUUACGAGAAAGGUGAAAAAAGCUUUUUGAUUGAAUAUAUCAAAAGCAAACAAGAAGGUGAAAUAACAAAAGAUUUAAUAAACGAACGACAACUUCACCAGUCGAUGCUUCGUUAUACUCGUUUUUAUUUAAAUGCAGAUGACCACUAUCAAUCAGAUGACGCUAGCACUGUAUAUUCAUCGACAAUGACCGAACAUUAUGGUGAUUUCACAAUUGAAGACAUCUUUCCACUAUAUGGACCCAUGUGUGGAAACCAAAAAGUUUGCAUUGAAACGAAGGGUACCACUGGAAAGGAUUUCAAAAAUAAUUUUAGUAUUAUUAUAAGCUGUGCAGAAAUGCAAUUGUCGCAUCGCGUACAAAAUUGGAAUAAGAAUGGUAGUAAUUUAACAUUUCGUAUGCCACCAUUUCCUCCCACCGAUCAAAGUCGUGCUAAAGUUGACCUCAUGAUUCAAUAUAAACAGAAAAUUAUUUAUCAAACUGAUUAUAUAUAUACAAAGAAAUUAGAUGAAGAACUGAUUGAACAAAGUGGAUGUGAAUCAAAUAUACCGGCAACUGUUGAACCUUCAUCAUCAAAUAAUUGCAAUCAAAGGAUGAAUGUAUUUACUGCACAGCCUUCAGCUGUGGCAUCAUAUGGAAACCACAGUGCAAAGCGUCGCAAGCCAUAA